Messenger RNA from Cladocopium goreaui, 1438 nucleotides. The record is from the annotation of a GenBank genome assembly. Lineage: Eukaryota; Dinophyceae; Suessiales; Symbiodiniaceae.
CUCGGCUCAUUGCAAGGAUUCACAUCCACUGCCUGCCAAAGCCAUGGCUCUUUUCAUCUAUCUGUGGUGCCUCCUUGGCAUCCCAAUAGCAGCCAUACGAUCCGAUCUGGACACCGGUGACACCCUUGAGACUGAUGAGGCAUCCGUUCGCGAAUUUGACCUCCAGAGACGCAUGGGGCUCAAUGCCACUGGCCUGGAGCGUUUGAAAGCGAAUCUCACCGUCCACCAGGAGAAACCCCCAACGGUGGAGGAACUGCCUGCUGUUUGGAAGGACCGCAUGAAGAUAGUGAAGGAGUUGGGUUCUGGUGCCUUUGGUAGGAUCUACCAGCUAGCAGCCACUUGCGACGGGACAAAGGACCAUUUCGUGUCGAUGAAAUUCAUGGUAAAAGAUUCAGACGCUUUCCGCGAGGUCAAGGCGUUGCGUCGAAUGAAAGAUUCCAAACACGUGAUUUCCACUGUGGGAAAGCCCGACUACUUGGAGACGUCUGACUCGAUGUAUAUUCUGACGCCUUUCAUGAACAGUGGCGAUCUUCUUGGUCUAAUGAAGAAGUGUGUAGAGACAGACGGCUGCCGAUGCAGCAAAGAAGGGAUCGCACGAACAUGCUGGGACAAGAUUGGCGGUCCGUACAGCAAUGCGUAUGUCCUGGCGCUUUUUUACCAAGCGGUCUUGGGCGUACAAGAUAUGCACAGCAAGGGCCUGGUCCAUAUGGAUAUCAAGUUGGAGAAUAUCAUGAUGAAUUGCGUUGCGGGAAAGUGCUCUGCCUACAUUAUUGAUUUGGGGGUGUCUGCAGAGUUCGGCACGCGUAUGCCUUCUGGAACACCCGGCUACAUGGCGCCUGAAGUCUUGAAUAUGUUUGGAAGCAGCCAACCUCAGAAUGAUAUUUUUUCAUUGGGCGUUGUCCUUUAUAUGUUCGUGUAUGGUGAGCAGCCUGCUUUCUUCCGCGACGGGAAUACCAGGAAUUACGAUCCGACCAAAGACACAAUCAUCCCUCAGUCCGACAAUGCAGAGCAAUCAGAGAUCGAUCGCUUGGUGAUCAGUAUGCUGAACAACGACUACAAGAGCCGCAUCGACACUCCCGAAAUCUUACAGCGCCUCAUGGGCGCUUUGCUGACUUUGCCAGACAUCACCAAGGAAGUGAUUGAGAUGCUCAGCUUGACACAGGGUUACGGGGAUCUGCCUCAGUGCCUGUGGGACUGGACGCCCCCGCACCAUGAUCUCGCUGAUGGCCCGGUCCAUCGAGAUGAGUGCCUGGAGUAUUCCUCUGAAAAAAUGAAAGGGCCCGAUAAAGGCAUGAAAAUUUGUCAGUGCCCCGUACUGCGCAAAGGCAAGCGUACGGUCGGGUACUUCUCCGCGCCUGAGUGCCUUUGACGGCAUGCUCGAUGGAAAAGAUUGCAAAAGGUUUCAUCAUAUGUGCGCAGUCUUCGCGCACCUGCAGAC